Molecule: messenger RNA, 2340 nt
Organism: Rhizophagus irregularis DAOM 181602=DAOM 197198
Lineage: Eukaryota; Fungi; Glomeromycota; Glomeromycetes; Glomerales; Glomeraceae
Source: RefSeq, a predicted model, not a curated record
GUGAAACUAUAUCUGUGUAGUUUGUGGAAUAUAUCCUGAAAAAUUUCCAGUCACUGAGAAUAAGAAGAGAUUAGUCACAUCUGCCUAACCUGCUGAAAAGUAAUCCAUAAAGGAAUUGAACGCGCACAGCGGAUUCUCCGCGAAUUAUGGGCGCGAGCUAUCCUAGUUCCCCAUGCAUGGAAGUGUCUUUCUCUAUAAAAAAAAGGCAACAAUGGUUUAAUAAAAUUUUAGUGUUACUUAUAAAUUUUUAAUGAAAAAAUUUAAAAACUGAAAUUAGUAAGGUUUCUUACUGUACAACUAUAAUUAAGAAAGAACUUUAUAUAUAUAUAAUUUUUAAGUUUAGAUGUUUUAACAAAGAUGAUCAAGUUGCUUAUCAAUUAGUAUUGUUCGUGACCCAUAAUUAACGAACCAAAAAGAAUUUUAAAUUUAUAUAAAGACAUUCAUUUUCAUGAAUUAUGUAUGCAAUUUACACUGAAUUAUAAUGGGAGAAUAUUUAAAAGAAACUUCAGUAUUCCAGACAUAUAUCGUUGGGAUUAUCAUUUUGAUAAUUUUUUAUAUAAUAAAACGUCCUCGUAUUGCUGCAAACGAACCACCGCUUGUGCCUUAUACAAUUCCAAUUCUCGGACAUACGUAUAAUUACUUAUUUAACACACAAAAAUUCUUGAAAGAAUGUAAGGAACAGUAUGGUGAAUGCUUUUCAGUUUAUGUAUUCGGAUAUGUGGUGACGGUUGUUUCGAGAGAUUCAUUGAGUGAAGUGUUAAUAAAUCGGGAAGUCUUUGAAUUGGAUAUAUUCGAGAUUCUUCCUUUCAAUAUGAUCUUUGAAAAUGUUGGUGAUUUUGGAAAAGUAGCUCAUAUUAAUGCCAAGCUCGCUAGAGAAAAAAUCUCUGCUAAGAUAGAAGUUUGCACUCCAGUAAUACGAAAAUAUAUCGUGGAAGGAAUUGAUAAAUGGAUUGGAGAUUGUAAAGAACCAAAAGAAUUUCGUAGUAUUUGGUCACUAACAAAUAAUAUAAUCGCUUUACCAGUGGCUAAUAUAAUGGUUGGAGAGGAAGCUGCAUCUCAUGAAGAUGUGACAAAGUCAUUGGGAGACUUUGCUUUCGAUAUAGGUCCAUUAGGAGCAAUUCCGCCAGUUUUUUCUUUUAUCCAUCCGAAACUUCACGAAUUCGUUAUCACCUUGCCUUUGAGAUUUGGGUGGAAUCCAGUUGCACGUCAUCGAAAAAUUAUAAUCAAUCAAAUAAAACCGGUAAUCGAAAAACGUAUCAAAGAGAAAAAAACGCUUGGAAAAGAUUAUAAACCUUAUUUUGAUGCACUUGAAUACUAUAUGAGUCAACCGGAUUUCGAUUACUCAAAAUUACAUUAUUACGUUGACGCCUUAUUUGUACUAACUUUUGGCGCCAUCGGAACAACGAGCGGUGCAGUUACAAAUGGAUUAUUUGAUAUGGCGGGAAGACCAGACUGCUUUAAUGAAUUAUAUGAAGAAGCAAUGAUGAUUGACAAAGAAUGCAAUGGUUCGAUUGGUUUUGCUGAUGUUCAAAAAAUGAAGAAACUAGAUAGUUUCGUCAAAGAAGUGCUUAGGCAUUCGGAUGAUACACUGAAGCGUCUUCAUAAAGUUAUAUCAGAAAGUUAUACGUUUUCCAACGGCUAUACAGUUCCAAAAGGACGUAGAAUAAAUUUGUAUGUGAAUGAUGCAUUAAAAUCAAAAGAUUUUUAUGGUGAUGAUGCUGAUGAAUUUAAACCAUUUCGAUUUGUAAAUGAAAAUUCUCCUGCAACAAAAGUUGAUCGUAAUUAUGUUGUUUUUGGUGGAGGAAAACAUGCAUGUCCCGGUCGAUUUUUUGCUAUUCAUGAGGCAAAAAUUAUAUUUCAUAAAUUAAUCUUGAGAUACAAUAUUAAAACAAAGAGUGGUAAGAUUGAAAAUAAGACAUACCUUGGUCCAAGCACAUUACCUCCUAGGGGUUCUUUAAUUUUUGAAAACAGAAAAUAAUGGGAAAUACUUAAAAAUUCUUUUAACUUAUCUACUUCAGUUUUAUCUAUUCAAAAAAUUCAAAAUUUAUUUACGACAAUAUGUUUAAUAAUUUUUUUUUUUUUUUUUUUUUUUUUUUACACAGUUUACACAGAUUACACGCACGGAAAUUUAUUAAAAUGCUUAUAGUAAACUAGAUCCAUUAGACAGCUUCAUUAAAUAUGCAUAAAUAGAAAUAGACCUUCGCUAUGCUCCGGACCAAUUCUUAUUGGUCACCGUAAUUUAUUAUGUAAUUACUUGAAAUAAGUAAAUAUUUGCUUAUCUUUUAUUCUUCUGUCUAAGGCAAAAAAUAUUUGGGGAUAAAUAUGUUACAUUGCGUGUCG